Messenger RNA from Sabethes cyaneus, 6102 nucleotides. RefSeq lists its product as uncharacterized. NCBI's taxonomy places the organism in Eukaryota, Metazoa, Arthropoda, Insecta, Diptera, Culicidae. Gene Ontology annotation, biological process: DNA integration. Gene Ontology annotation, molecular function: nucleic acid binding. The record is from RefSeq and is a predicted model, not a curated record. The coding region runs from base 1 to 6102 and encodes 2033 amino acids. The transcript has a single exon.
AUGCCCGGUCGUGGUAGUGAUAAGAGCCUAUCGAAGGCAACUGAUAAAUCAGGUGGUGCAAGUGGUGGUAAAAAGAGUGAUCCGGAGGAAAGUGUGGUAGAGGUGAAUACUACGGAAAGAGCGAAGUCAACCGCGAGGAGAGCGUUGACAGAUGAUAGAUGCCAAGUAUGCGAGGGACCAGAAACCAACCAAAUGGUGCAGUGUGACGAGUGUGAUGUAUGGUGCCACUUCUCUUGUGUAGGUGUCACGCAGCAAGUCGAGGACCAAAGCUGGAUCUGCAUGAAGUGCCAAUCUGCUAAAAUCCAGCAAUCAAUCUUGACUGCAAGCCGGAAUCGUCUACAACCACCAGCUGUUUCGAAGGAAGCUGCAGGCAGCAAACUAUCUGUACACGAUCAGCAGUCCAAUACAGCGGGAGUGAAAACUAAGCCACGUAUUGUUGUUAUUCCUGAGGACGGCUCUACUAAUGCCAAACGUUUAGAGCAAGUAUCAAAAUUGUCCCACCGUUCCUCAAGAUCCAUUCUGAAGCUACAGUUAAUGCAGUUGGAGGAAAAACGAGCCUUCGAAGAGCAGGAAGCAAGGAAGCACCGCGAGUAUAUGAAAGAGAAGUACAAGUUACUGGAACAGAUGACGGAAAAAUCAGUUUCAGGCUCGAGUGUUUCCGAACGUAGAGUGGAGAACUGGGUCGAUAAGGUCAAUAUCGCAAUGGAAGAUCUAGCAUUCGAUCCAGCCGGGCAUUCGACAACUAAUCAUGCCGAUCCUUCCCAUCAGAAGUUCACACACGGAAGGGAAUCAGGCGAGAUUCAUCCGCGACCGGAUAAUCCGAAUAGUACACCUCUAUACGGGUUUAGAACGCCUCCAAUUGCAUCGAGCGCAUGCGAUAAUGCUCCGCCCGUCGCUCCCCCGACCGUUUUACCGAUUGCUCCACCCGGUGCUCGAUCUGUUAUCUUACCCGUGGCUCCAGCUCUGUUUCCGCCUCGUAAAUCAGAUCCCUACCUGUACAGCCAGUCAACUACUCUCCAUGAACUUUCGAAACAGCAAAUUGCUGCUCGCCAGGCGAUACCUAGAGACCUUCCAACCUUUUCCGGUAAUUCCGAGGAAUGGCCUGUUUUUAUCUCGAUGUUCCAUAGUACUACCGCAAUGUGCGGCUAUUCCCACGAAGAGAACAUCAUCCGGCUACAGAAAAGCCUGCGGGGCAAAGCGUACGAUGCAGUUAAUAGCCGUCUCAUGCAUCCGUCGAACGUGCCGGGCGUACUAAAGACGCUACAGAUGCUGUAUGGCCAGCCAGAAGCCAUCGUGCACUCUCUCAUCAGGAAGAUUAGCGCACUUCCAGCUAUAAGAGAGGACAAACCCGAAACACUAGUUGAUUUCGCAGUGAAUGUCCAAAAUUUCUGCGCGACGGUCGAUGCAUGUUCUCUAGAAGAAUACAUGUAUAAUGUAACGCUACUUCACCAACUGGUCAACAAACUGCCACCAUCGAUUAAGCUUGAUUGGGCACGGUAUCGCCAUAAUCUUCCAAGGGUUAAUUUGGCAACGUUUGGAGAGUGGAUGUACUCUCUUGCGGAGGCUGCAAGCACACUAACAAUUCCCCCGUUGGUUCAAGACGUCAAAUCACUGUAUGGAGAAAGCAAGUCAACCAAGAAAACCAACACGUUCCUUCAUUCUCAUUCCGAGCCGCAUACUAUGGAUCACUCGCAGGCUGCGAAUCCAUCUACAUCCAACGUUAAGCCGAAAACGUAUAUCGACACGUGUCCCGUUUGCAAUGGAAGUUGCAAGACUGCAUCUAGCUGCAAUCGCUUCCUCAGUUUCUCCCGGGAUUCAAGAUGGGCUGCGGUGAGGGAAUUCGAGCUCUGCCGCAGAUGUCUCCGCCGACAACAUGGAAAAUGCACUGCCAGACCUUGCGGAAAAGACGGAUGCUCUUACUUCCAUCAUGAGUUGCUACACAACGACAAAAAACCGCAGUUGUACACUAACACUCCAUCACAAGAAUCCUCUCAAUCUCUAAAUGAGGGUUCUGCGGAAGGGUGCAAUACACAUCACUUUGCUCCUAACGCUGUGCUGUUUAAAUAUCUGCCGGUUAUUCUCCAGGGCAAGGAUUCUGCGGUGCAUGUAUAUGCCUUCUUAGACGAAGGAUCCGCAGUAACGCUGCUAGACCAAGAGAUUGCCAAUCAGUUGAAACUGGAGGGAAAUAUUAAUCCAUUGAAUCUCCGUUGGACGGGCGGUACAGAGCGCUACGAAAACAAUUCGCGUACGGUGGACGUAAAGAUUAGUGGAAUCCAAAACGAAGCUAAACAAUACAACCUGUCUGGAGUUCGUACCGUAAAGGAAUUGCUCCUCCCGUAUCAGUCACUCAGCAUGACUGAGAUGACUCACCGUUACACGCACCUCCGGAACUUACCGAUACAAUCGUAUAACAAUAUUCGCCCACAAAUUCUCAUAGGACUGAAACACGCUUCGGUCAGCCUUGUGUUGAAGAGCAAAGAAGGUACAUUAGACCAGCCCAUCGGGGUAAAGACCCGUCUAGGGUGGACCAUCUGUGGUGGAUGUAGCAGCAGCAAUGAUUCCCACUUCGCUCAUUACGCCUUCCACGUUUACGAUUCUAGUAGCCAAGCAGACGAAACUUUGAACCAAACGGUUAAAGACUACUUUGCGUUAGACAGUCUUGGAAUUACGAGGGCAGACGAUACUCUGCUGUCCACCGAGGAUCAACGAGCUCUUUCGCUUCUACAAUCUCGCACCACCUUUAAGGGAAGUCGCUACGAAACCGGCUUAUUGUGGCGCCACGACAACAUUCGUCUGCCAAAUAACAAAGAUAUGGCUCUACGACGAUUCCACUGCCUCGAGAAACGGUUACAAAAAGAUCCUGAGCUGGCAAAGACCCUGCAGGAGAAGAUGUCUGACUACCUUUCUAAAGGCUACGCUCGAAAACUGACGGAGAUGGAAUUGCAUACGGUUUAUUCACGCACUUGGUACCUGCCUGUGUUUCCGGUUAUAAACAUAAAUAAGCCAGGAAAAGUCAGGCUCGUGUGGGAUGCUGCAUCAACGGCCUUUGGCGUAUCUCUCAAUUCUACACUCAUCAAGGGACCUGAUCAACUUCGCUCACUGUUCGCCAUACUCCUUCAAUUUCGUGAACAUCAAAUUGGCCUCACUGGGGACAUCAAAGAAAUGUUCCACCAGGUUCUUAUCAACCCUCUCGAUCAACAAUGCCAGCGUUUCUUGUGGAGGGAUGACAACGGAAUAAUCCAGACCUACGUUAUGAACGUAAUGACGUUUGGCGCAAGCUGCUCCCCUGCUUGUGCACAAUAUGUUAAAAAUAUCAAUGCUGAUAGAUUUGCGGGUGAGCUUCCUGAAGCGGUUGACGUCAUCAAGAAUCGGCAUUACGUUGACGAUGCAAUGCUUAGUAUUGAGACACCAGCGCGUGCCAUCCAGUUAGCUCAGGAAAUCCGACGAAUACACGCUGCGGGCGGCUUUGAAAUACGUAAUUGGGUGAGCAAUAGUCCAGAAGUCCUCGCAACUCUGCAACAAAGUGGAUCUGUAGAAAAGAACCUCGAUUUGUUUACCGGAGCACUAGCUACAGAAAAAGUGUUGGGCAUGUGGUGGUGCACCGCAUCCGACAAAUUCGUAUACCGAAUCGGAUGGCAACGUUACGAUGUAGAUCUUUUGAAAGGUCGAAGACAUCCCACGAAACGGGAAAUGCUACGGGUGCUAAUGUCAAUCUUCGACCCGCUUGGUCUAAUUGCCCAUUUUCUUAUGUUUUUAAAAGUCCUUCUACAGGAAGUUUGGCGAUCAGGGAUACAGUGGGAUGAUGAAAUCAAUGAUUCGCUGUUCGAGAAAUGGUGCCGAUGGUUGAAGAUGUUACCGAAAAUAGAGCAGGUCAGAAUUCCGCGAUGGUACCAUUCCUCAUCGAUUCCGAGCAACUGUGAAGUUCAGCUGCACACUUUCGUAGACGCUGGUGAAAAUGGUUUUGCUGCAGCCACGUUUCUUCGCUUCUCCAACAGCGCAACAGUGGAAUGUUCCCUUGUAGCAGCAAAAACAAGAGUGGCUCCUCUAAAGUUUCAUUCCAUCCCAAGACUUGAAUUGCAGGCAGCAAUCGUAGGAGCACGAUUAGCACGUACGGUCACUCAAUCUCUAGCAAUCUCCAUUCAGCGGCAUGUCUAUUGGACUGACUCACGUGACGUACUCAGUUGGAUUAACUCCGACCAUCGUCGAUUCAGUCAAUUCGUGGCUCAUCGUGUCAGUGAGAUCUUGGAUACCACUGAAGCCAAGGAAUGGUUGUGGGUUCCCACUAAGCAAAACGUGGCAGAUGAUGGAACCAAGUGGGAAACAAAUCCGGAUCUUGGCCCACAUUCCAGGUGGUUCAACGGCCCUGCAUUCCUCUGGAAGCCUGAAUCUGCAUGGCCUGUAGUCUCUUUGAAGAUUUCCGAAACAGAAAACGAGCUGCGGCCUCAUUUGCUUGCGCAUUUUCUAUCUCCCGAACCGGUAGUCGACGUGACACGCUUUGGUAGCUGGAAACGAUUAAUCACUACUGUUGGAUUUUGCUAUCGCUUUCUGACGAACCGUGAAUGUAGAAGAAACAGACAGCCGAAAGUAUCUGGAUCACCCAUAAACCAAGAAUUACGUGCGGCCGAAGCAUUUCUUUUUCGCUUGGCACAACAUGAAGGAUACACAGAAGAAGUCGCCCUUCUAAACGAAACAUCGCAGUCCACCGCUCAAAUAAAUCUGCUCCCAAAAUCUAGUUCAAUAUUCAAGCUGUCCCCAUGGCUAGAUGAUUGCGGCGUCAUGCGUAUGCGUAGUAGGAUCUCUGCCUGCAAUUACGCAACCGAGGAAGCGAAAAAACCAGUAAUCCUCCCACGCUUUCACCACAUCACCACACUGAUCAUUCAACACUACCAUACGAAAUAUCACCACCAAAACCACGAGACCGUUGUAAACGAGCUUCGGCAAAGAUUCGUUAUCCCUCGAAUUCGAACUCAAUUUGCGACAGUGCGAAAGAAUUGUCAAAGCUGCAAAAAUGAAUGCUCGAUUCCACAAGUGCCUUAUAUGGCCGACCUUCCUAUUGAGCGACUGACCGCUUACUCACACCCCUUCACUCACGUCGGGAUUGACUGCUUCGGUCCGAUGGAAAUCGUCGUUGGAAGGAGGUGCGAAAAAAGAUGGGGAAUGAUUGUUACGUGCCUGACAACCCGGGCAAUCCAUAUUGAGCUUCUAUACGCACUCAGCACAAGCUCAUGUAUCAUCGGCCUCGAAAACUUCAUGGCACGACGCGGUAUUCCCAGAACUAUUCGGAGUGACCGUGGUACAAAUUUUAUCGGUGCAAGCCGUGAGUUGAAGAGGCUGAACGAAGCGGUACACUACGACGAGAUACGAAAAGCCUUCGAUUGUACGGAAACUAACUGGAUCUUCAAUCCACCGUUGACACCACACAUGGGUGGUAGCUGGGAGCGGCUCAUCCGCAGCGUCAAAAAGAACCUGUCUGCCGUCUGCUUCUCGAAGAAGCCAUCUGAAGAAGUUCUGCGAAACUUGCUUGUCUUAGUGGAAAACACCAUCAACAACCGCCCCCUAACGCACGUUCCCAUCGAUGAUGACUCGUCCCCAGCGCUAACUCCGAAUCACUUCCUAUUGGGGUCGUCGAACGGAACUAAACCACUUUUGCCUUUGAAUGAUAGUGGAGUCGCACUACGGCAAAACUGGCGUGCGUCCCAGGCGAUGGCUGACCAAUUUUGGAAACGCUGGGUUUCCGACUAUCUUCCAGAGAUAACGAGACGGAUGAAAUGGUUUACUGACGUCAAAGCAAUAGCCCUAGGAGAUAUUGUUGUUAUCGUUGAUAACAAUCUACCAAGAAAUUGUUGGCUGAAAGGCAGAAUCAUCGGAACCUGCCCCAGCAAAGACGGUAGAGUCCGGUCGGCUACAGUCAGGACGAUGAACGGCAUUUACGAACGUCCUGUGGCGAAGUUGGCAGUGUUGGACGUCCGACGCGAGGAAGAGCAUGCCAGCGAAGACGCUGGUGCACCCGGGGGAGUGUUGGCCGACCCUAUUCGACCGACACGCGUCCAACGACCAAUCGACCGAUCAACCGAUCGACUGCCAAACCGAUCGAAAGAAUGA